Molecule: messenger RNA, 3949 nt
Organism: Dromaius novaehollandiae (emu)
Lineage: Eukaryota; Metazoa; Chordata; Aves; Casuariiformes; Dromaiidae
Gene: GOSR2
Product: golgi SNAP receptor complex member 2
Exons: 7
Coding region: 217-888 (223 amino acids)
Biological process (GO): intra-Golgi vesicle-mediated transport; vesicle fusion
Cellular component (GO): Golgi apparatus; SNARE complex; late endosome membrane
Molecular function (GO): SNARE binding; SNAP receptor activity
Source: RefSeq, a predicted model, not a curated record
GGAAGCGGCGGGGCCGGAAGGGGCGGGCGGCGACGUGGGCGGCAGAGCUGGGCCGCUCCGCGCCGCUGCUAUGGAGGGGCUUUACCACCAGACCAACAAGUCCUACACCUGGAUUUUUAAACAGUCAUUUUGAGAGCAAUGUGAUCUUAAAAUGCCUGGGGCAUCCUAGAGAAACUUCUGGAAAACAAAACUAUACGGAACAGGAACUGGUGCAAGAUGCUGGUUAAUGAAGUGGUUCUGUAUUUAACUGAACAUGUCAUUAGCAGAGCUGGCUGGCUACAAGUCCAUGAGGUCCAAUCUCACAUGGGGCGUCUGGAGACAUCAGACAAACAAUCAGUACACUUAGUAGAAAAUGAGAUUCAGGCAAGAAUAGACAAUAUAUUCAGCAACUUGGAACGUCUGGAAAUCCUGUCCAGCAAAGAACCUCCCAAUAAGCGACAGAAUGCUAAACUCCGAGUUGACCAGCUGAAGUAUGAUGUUCAGCAUCUGCAGACAGCCCUGAGGAACUUUCAACAUCGGCGUUACAUCCGGGAGCAGCAAGAACGACAGCGAGAAGAGUUGCUUGCGCGUACAUUCACUGCUAAUGACUCUGACACCACCAUACCGAUCGACGAAACAUUACAGUUUAAUGAAUCCCUGCAGAAUGCCCAUCGUGGCAUGGAUGAUCUUAUUGGCAGUGGGACCAACAUCCUUCAGGGGCUGAGGGACCAGAGAGUGACACUAAAGGGUACUCACAAGAAGAUCCUAGAUGUUGCCAACAUGUUGGGCUUAUCCAAUACAGUGAUGCGACUGAUUGAGAAGCGAGCCUUUCAAGAUAAAUACUUCAUGAUUGGGGGAAUGAUUUUGACUUGCGUAAUUAUGUUUCUUGUGGUGCAGUAUCUGACAUGAGCUACUAAAGUAUUGCCAGAGGAGAUCAUCUUUUGGAGCAAAAUGGACUGCCCUCCAAAAUGUACUGCCUGCUCUCCUCUGAGCGCUGCUUUGGAUGAGCCCUUCCUGUGAACUUCAGAGUUUACAAAUCACACUCAAAUUCACAUCUCGUGGAAAGCACCUAGGGGAACAAAUUUCUCUGGGGAUGCUGUAGUUGAGAAUAUGACCCUAUGAAAAUAUCCAUGGCCUUUCCUACUCUCACCUUACUCUCUGUAAUUUUAAGAAUCUGGUUAAGUAGGAAGGAGGAAAAGUGAAUAUUUUGCCCAGCCGUAUUGCAAGGUAUGAGUGCUCUUUUGGGUAGAUGGGAAGAAGAGGAUGCAGAGGCAGAGUAGGAGAUGUAGUGAGCCUUUCCUAUGCUAACUAGAAGUGAUCACAGUGUAUUUUCAACAGAAAGGAAGCCACUGAGGACCAUUUUGCAUUGUUUGUGGGCACGAUCCUGCAGAAUAAGUGUGCAAAAAGGGGCAGGAAGUGAAGGGUUCACAUCUACAUACCCUUUUUCUGGCAGGGAGAAAGAUUUGGGGGGGAAGGAUCUUAACUCUAAAAGCAUGGUAAUAACCUCUGCUAACUUUUUUUGUAUAACCAUGUAGCACAAAUCUUCCUAUUUUAGGCUGAAAAGCUUCUUAUCUGAGGUAUGUUUUGGUACCUUUUUAUGCCCUGCUGCUUCCCAGUGGAAGCUGAAUGCUGUACUCCCUUCUGCUUAGUAGAAGGUUUUACAGUGUCUCCUGUAACCACUAUUCCUUCACAUUUCACCCUUUGGUUAGGAAGUGCUGUCUCUCAUUCUCCUCCAGUCAGAUGCAGAUUAGGCUCGUCACCUCCACUGUGCCUAGUACCAAAUCUAGCCUCCAAAGACUGUAAAGACUUUGAUGUUGUUGUUUCUAGGGCAUAUCAUGUUUCAGGUGAGUUGUAUUUAUUUUCUGAGGUGAUUGGUUGGGGUGUGCUUUGUAGCUGGUAUUUGUAGAUUAGAUGAAGCAGGCAAGUCCUUGCUCUGCUCAAAUUCUGCCUUGUAAUUUUUCUAUUUAGAUCUGGAAUGGGCUUUCUCUGCUAUUCUUUGCAUUCAGAAUAAUAGUGGGAUUAGGGCAAGGAACCUUGCAUUGAAAAUCAGUUGGCAUGGGAGGAGAGUUUCCUGAAGUUGUCUAUUUGUAUUUAAAUAUUCACAGUUAUGAAGUGACUUCUUGUUUAAAUACAGCACUCCUUUUCUCUGCAGAUUGUAGGGACUCUGUUAGAGUGGCAAUCUGGAGAUUUUGGGCAUCAUCCAUUUCAAACAGCCUUCAGAUACAUUUCCACCCUCAGUUCUGUGUACAAGUCUGGACCACUUCCAGAUGUCUGACAGUGGCACAAAAGUGCCAUAUUCAGAUGACGUGGCAUUCUGCUGGGAAUUCCUUUGGCUUUUGCUAACUGGAACAGUUGUGGGUCUUUUAAUUAGUAACAGUUUAUGAGUUCUACAUCUUAUCUUUCUUUGAUGCAAUAAGCUUUGUUCUGAUUAAUAUGUAGCCUGUUGCAAACUUGGAGAAAUGGUAUUAAUAAUUGUAAAAAACGAAAUUUCAGUUAAUAUGGGCAGGUAAAGCAGGUUUCAGCAGUGCUUGUUUACAGUUGUGUAGCUAAAGUAUUGACUGACUUGUGUGCUGUUGCAUAGCUUUAAAGCCCAAAAGAGACUUCCCAAUUUCAUUAGCUGUCACAGACCAGUCAGUAUUGAACCCAGGACAAGUGAAGCAUCAGUUGUCAGAGAGCUGUCUGGCUGCAUCACAGACACAGCAGCGGAGGCUGAGAUGCCAUCAGUGCCUAGAUAAUCCUUUCAGACAUUUCAGCAGAGGAAGGUAGGAAAGCUUUUUGUAUAUCCUGUGUGCUGCACACCUGGCUGUUUUCUGCAUAUGAAUGUUUGUUGCUUCUCAAGCUAAUGAAUAUUCCUCAGUCUGCUAGGCUUUCUCAGAACACCCCAGCAGACCAAAUACAGAAUUGGUUUGCAUUUUUGCAUUUGAACCAGAGGGAGAAGGGAAUUAAAAGAAAAGAGGAAGUCUUUCAGUGAGAGGUUAUCUGUCUUCCUGUAUCUUUAAUCUACAUCUUAAAUCUACCUUUACCAUAAGGCCUAAAUCUUAGAUUUUUAGCACACUAUGCACUUGUUAGAUCAUCUUCUGUGAGAUCAGUUAGGCUCCCUAGAAGGCAUCCCUGGCAAUUUCUUUUCCUAUUCCUGAUAAGCUGAUACAAUUCCACCUGGAUUUUACAACUUUAUGGUUUAGUCUUGAAAAGAUGGCAUUUGACAGUCAGACUUAUGUGGUUGUGACUUGUGUAGCAAGAUUUGUCUUAUACUGAGGUAGGACUCUAGCUAAUUUAUUUUCCUUUUUUGGCUUGGAGUCACAAAAUUACUGCAACUGGAGUUCUUUCUGUUUUGAGAUUAGCUUGACAUUUUAAUAGAUGCUUCUUUGUUCAUGUAUUUUGUCCUUUUAGACCAUCCUUGUUCUUGUGUAGGCUAAUUCCCCUUCUGUAAGCAAAGUGUCCUUGCUAUUCACUGUUCUAAGGUGGGAUGUGGGGUGUGAAGGAACCACUUAGGUAACUGGAUUUGACAACAUGCAAUUUCAAGCAAACAGGUACUAGAUGCUAAGUCCAAAAUGACUUGCAAGAGCACCUGUGCCGUCUCAGACGGUUAAUGUAAAACCCUCAAAGCCUCCAUCAUUAUGGUGUGCCACAGAAGGACGCACGUGGGGUGAAGAUCCCUAUUAACAUGAAAUGAGAAAGAGCUGAAACCCUGGUGACUUUACGCAUGUUGCUGCUACAGCUCUCUGUGAAGUUUCCUUUCCUCACUAAGGAUGAUAUUUCUUUCAACAGAGCUGUUGUUUUGCUUCUAACUUCUGUGGAACAGCAAGUGUUCCAGCUGUUGGAUGAGCUGUUCACUUACAAGAGGACACUGCAGAAGCUAGCUUACCUCUGGAGAGGAAAAAAAAAAACUUUUUACCAGUAUUUUAUAUAUAAAGGGGCAAGGCGGGACAUGAUGUGAUAUGUUAUGUGAAUAAAAAUUUUUCAAUCAGAA